This is a messenger RNA of Branchiostoma belcheri (Belcher's lancelet), 4586 nucleotides long. RefSeq lists its product as uncharacterized. Gene Ontology annotation, molecular function: [protein-PII] uridylyltransferase activity; protein binding. The record is from RefSeq and is a predicted model, not a curated record. NCBI's taxonomy places the organism in Eukaryota, Metazoa, Chordata, Leptocardii, Amphioxiformes, Branchiostomatidae. The transcript has 5 exons. Gene Ontology annotation, cellular component: kinesin complex. Bases 1 to 3987 code for a protein of 1328 amino acids.
AUGUCCAACAUACUGCGUGUUGCGGGGACCCUUCUCCCUGCAGACGUGCAAUGUCGGAGGUUUGUGGCGGCUAACAGGUAUGACCUGGCCCAGACGGGGUACGGCCGCGCCCUUCUGGCCGCCAUGUCUGAUAUGGACAGGCUGCAGGAAGUGGAGGUACUGAAGAGCCUGGGAGACUUGAACGUGGAGAAAGGAAGACUCUACAAGACCGAAGCUCCGCGGAACUUGGAGCGGGGCCUGAACCUGUACAGGGCCGCGCUGCUCUGGUGUGAGGACCCGGGGGAAGGCGAGUCUCUCCAACAUAGGGUCAAACUCGCCGAGAAACUCAGGCAGAAAACGCACAUAGCUGGAUCAACCAGGAACACAAGCAUUAAUUCUGUUGCAAGCACUUCAGAAAUCUUUCAAGACUUGGACAAGUCAUGGGCUAGUGGUGGCCAUAUGGACUCCAUCUUAGAGGGCUACACGAAGAUUCUUGUAGAAGGAAUAGCGGAGAGGAACAAGCUGUUAGAAGUAGAAUCCAUGAAAAGUCUCGGAGACGUGAAUCUUAAGAGAGGACGAGACUUAAAGGAGCCCAGACACUUGACCAAGGCCACAGCCCUGUACAGCACAGCCCUGGAGCGAUGUGACGAUCCACAUGGGAAAACCGUCCUCACACAUCGCUUACUGCACGCAGCAAAAGUCAGGAAGGACAUGGCGGAAAGAAGAGGGCGGUUGCUCCUGAGGGGCAAAAGCACAAACAGGUGGCCGCCAACUGGAUCUGCCAAGGUCACGACUGUUCUUCAAGGUCAAAACGUCCCUACAGCAGACAAUUCCAGGAUGUACAGAGAACAGUUACAGAAGGGCUGCAGGGCCCUGCAAACAGGAGACCUGGACACGGCAGAGAAGCACUUUGCAGCUGCGCUCAAGGCCGUACAUGUGAAACAACCAACUACAGACCAAUACAUGAAAGAGGCGGAGCCCCUGUGCAGGCUAAGCGAUGUCUACCUGGAAAGAGGAAAGAAGUCGAAAGACGGAAGUGACUUCACCAAGGCUGCAGCACUCCGUAAUGCCGCACUGGUCAGAGCAAGGACAGAAGAUAGAGAAGGCAUCAAACAAACAAUCCUACAAGUUAGCCAGUUAUUUGUUGAGCACGUGCUGGGGACCAAACAAGUAGUGAACACCAGUGACUCGGAGAAACACAAAUCAAUACUGAAGAAAGACCGAGAGCAGGUAGAAGACAAGCUGAAACAAAUCGAGCAGGAGAUCGAUCCUUACAGUCUUGAUGACGAUGAUCCAGAGAUAAGAGAAGUGGAGAAGCAGAGAGCGGAAGCGAUCAUAACAUUGUUCCAAACAACAAUUGCUGAACAGAGACAAACGUUAAUAUCUGGCCUUGUAGAUGAAUGUAUGGAGGCAAUGGGCCCCCCUCCCUGUAAGUACGCCAUGAUAGGCCUGGGUUCACUUGCCACAGGGUUAGUAACCCCGUACUCUGAUCUGGAGUUCGCCAUCCUGAUAGAGGAGGAAACAGAGAGUAACGUCGGGUAUUUCCGCAAUCUCACUCACUAUCUGCAUCUCAAAGUCAUCAACCUGGGAGAAACCAUCCUCCCGACCAUGGCGAUCAAGUCGCUCAAUGAUUUCUCCUCCAAAGACCCACUGGACAGCUGGUUCUACGACUCUGUAACGCCGCGCGGGUUCGCGUUCGACGGAUCCAUGCCGCAUGCAUGCAAGACUCCACUGGGCAGGGGUGAAACAGCUGAACUUAUUCACACACCGAGUGAGAUGACAAAGGUUUUAAUUGAAAACUUGGAGCGUAAUUUGGACAAAAUCAUGCAAGACGAUCCGACUUUGCAUUCAAAGAAAGGCUACCACCUCGACACCAUAUUGGAGAAUGCCUUAAUUCCACAACUUAUCCAAAUCCACACAACGCCGGUAGAAACGCCUGUUUUGUUUGACAACUCACGAAAGUUACAAGCAGUCGUAUAUGACAGUCUGUGUGAGUACGAAAAGAUGAAGUCAUGCGCGGAACUGGCACUACAAGAUGAGGUUGCUAAACACGGUGAGGGAACACCACAUCCUGACAUCGCCGCGUCACUCGACAACUUGGGUCUUGCCUGGAGUCACCUUGGUGAUCACAGAAAGGCCAUCAGCUAUCAUGAACAGGCACUACAGAUGAUGCGGAGUAUCCAUGGUGAGGACACUGAACAUCCUGACAUCGCCGACUCACUUAGCAAAUUGGGUACCGCCUCGCUGUACCUUGGUGAUUACAGAAAGGCCGUCAGCUAUCAUGAACAGUCACUACAGAUAAAGCGGAAAAUCCAUGGUGAGGACACUGAACAUUCUGACAUCACCACGUCACUUAACAACUUGGGUACCGCCUGGAAGAACCUUGGUGAUUACAGAAAGGCCAUCAGCUAUUUUAAACAGUCACUACAGAUGAGGCGGAGUAUUCAUGGUGAGGACACUGAACAUCCUGAUAUCGCCGGGUUACUUCACAACUUGGGUUACGCCUGGGGGCACCUUGGUGAUCACAGAAAGUCAAUAAGCUAUCAUGAACCGGCUCUACAGAUGAGGCGGAGUAUCCACGGGGAGGAUACUGAACAUCCUGACAUCGCCACGUCACUUGGCAACUUGGGUCUCGCCUGGAGGAACCUUGGUGAUUACAGAAGGGCUGUCAGCUAUCAUGAACAGUCACUACAGAUGAGGCGGAGUAUCUUUGGUGAGGACACUGAACAUCCUGACAUCGCCGCGUCACUUAACAACUUGGGUACCGCCUGGUGGAACCUUGGUGAUUACAGAAAGGCCGUCAGCUAUUUUGAACAGGCACUACAGAUGUGGCGGAGAAUCCAUGGUGAGGACACUGAACAUCCUGACAUCGCCGCGUCACUUAACAACUUGGGUAGCGCCUGGAGUGACCUUGGUGAUCACAGAAAGGCCGUCAGCUAUUAUGAACAGGCACUACAGAUGAGGCGGAGUAUCCAUGGUGAGGACACUGAACAUCCUGACAUCGCCGUGUCACUUUACAACUUGGGUGCCAUGUGUGGGGUACUUGGUGAUUACAGAAAGGCUGUCAGCUAUUAUGAACAGGCACUACAGAUGAGGCGGAGUAUCUAUGGUGAGGACACUGAACAUCCUGGCAUCGCCGCGUCACUUAACAACUUGGGUGCCGCCUGGUGGAACCUUGGUGAUUACAGAAAGGCCGUCAGCUAUUAUGAACAGGCACUACAGAUGAGGCGGAGAAUCCAUGGUGAGGACACUGAACAUCCUGACAUCGCCGCGUCACUUCACAACUUGGGUAGCGCCUGGAGUGACCUUGGUGAUCACAGAAAGGCCGUCAGCUAUUUUGAACAGGCACUACAGAUGAGGCGGAGAAUCCAUGGUGAGGACACUGAACAUCCUGACAUCGCCGCGUCACUUAACAACUUGGGUACCGCCUGGUGGAACCUUGGUGAUUACAGAAAGGCUGUCAGCUAUUUUGAACAGGCACUACAGAUGAUGCGGAGUAUCCAUGGUGAGAACACUGAACAUCCUGACAUCGCUAAGUCACUUAACAACUUGGGUGCCGCCUGUAGUCACCUUGGUGACCACAGAAAGGCUCUCAGCUUUUAUGAACAGGCACUACAGAUGAUGCGAAGUAUCCAUGGUGAGAACACUGAACAUCCUGACAUCGCCGGGUCACUUAACAACUUGGGUAACGCCUGGUUGAACCUUGGUGACCACAGAAAGGCCGUCAGCUAUCAUGAACAGUCACUGCAGAUGAUGCGGAGUAUCCAUGGUGAGAACACUGAACAUCCUGACAUCGCCAAGUCACUCAAUAUCUUGGGUGCCGGCUGGUUUAUGUUUGGCGAUCACAGAAAGGCCGUCAGCUACUUUGAACAGGCACUACAGAUGUGGCGGAGAAUCUAUGGUGAGGAUGACGAACAUCCUGACGUUGCAAAGACACUUGAGGGGCUGCGUCUGGCUCGACUCCUUGGUGAGCACCAAAAGGGAGCCAACUUCAAGUAUAAAGAAUAGUCCCUACAAUACAGACAAGCGUUUACUCAAUAUGCCAAAUGGAACUGUAUGGUGACUGUAACUGGGCCAUUAUAUUUGCUACCUAUAUAUAAAUACAAUUUCAUCAUGAAGUUGACCACUUUAUAGUGUGAGAAUAAAAUAGAAUGCUGCUCAUGUUUCUUACUAAUAAGUCCCUCCUAUCAAGGAGGUUAACAUCAGAUUUUAGCAUCCUUUUCUAAUUCAGUCAGAUUACUAAGGAAAAAGACACAGGAAAUAAACAAGACACCUUCUUCAACCAAAUUCAUAUUAGGGAAAUACAUUAAAGAAUGUUUAAAUCUUAGAGACUACAUGUUAGAGAAUAGUUGAACCUUUAUUGUUACCGCUGACAUGUACAAAUGUAUUCUGAACGCAGUUCGCCGCAUACAUAUAACGCUACAUGUAUAACGUUAAAUGUACGUUAAAUGUACAUGUAUAUUCUGUGCAUAGGAUGACUUUAUUCAUGCAUGUUAGUUGUGUGUGUGUAAUGGUUAUUUAGCUUUGUUACACCUUAAGUUGUGGAAGACCAUACAAAAGUCUUUCUGUUGAGUCAAUAAAGAAUCUAUCUGUAAAGAUGAAGGUCA